Molecule: messenger RNA, 978 nt
Organism: Vicia villosa (hairy vetch)
Lineage: Eukaryota; Viridiplantae; Streptophyta; Magnoliopsida; Fabales; Fabaceae
Product: OVARIAN TUMOR DOMAIN-containing deubiquitinating enzyme 2
Exons: 9
Coding region: 204-830 (208 amino acids)
Biological process (GO): endoplasmic reticulum unfolded protein response; protein deubiquitination
Cellular component (GO): cytosol; nucleus
Molecular function (GO): cysteine-type deubiquitinase activity
Source: RefSeq, a predicted model, not a curated record
CUUCAAACUCAUUCAUUAAUCAAUUGUGCCGCACACAAAACCACUUUCCUUUUAAAUCAAAAUUUUAAAGAUUAGAUUCUCAUUCUAUUAUAUACUUUACCUCCACGCAAGAACAUUGUAUCCCUCUUCCUAUUAGAUCUGCUCUUUUCAUUCCUGCUUUUCCAAUUGAAGCUGGGUGCCGGUAGCUAUCAACAAUCUACAUCAUGGAUGGUGUUGUUGUGAGAAGAGUCAUACCUUCUGAUAACAGUUGUCUCUUUAAUGCUGUUGGGUAUGUUAUGGAUCGUGACCAAACUAAAGCUGCUGAGUUGAGACAGGUUAUAGCUGCAACAGUAGCAAGUGACCCCGAGAAAUAUUCUGAAGCAUUUCUUGGGAAGCCAAAUGCAGAAUAUUGUAACUGGAUUCUUGACCCAGAGAAAUGGGGAGGUGCAAUUGAACUCUCAAUAUUAGCAGAUUAUUAUGGACGCGAAAUUGCAGCAUAUGAUAUCCAAACAACACGGUGUGAUUUGUACGGUCAGGAAGGUAACUAUUCUGAAAGGGUGAUGCUCAUAUACGAUGGUCUCCAUUACGAUGCUUUAGCUAUGUCUCCCGUUGAAGAAGCUCCCGAGGAUUUUGAUCAGACCAUAUUUGCCAUACAAAAUUCCAGAAGCAUUGGACCUGUUGAGCAGCUUGCGAUAAAUUUUAUUAAAGACCAACAUAGGAAACGGAAAUUCACCGACACCGCCAACUUCACUCUGCGCUGUGGGGUAUGCCAAAUUGGAGUUAUUGGUCAGAAGGAGGCAGCGGAGCAUGCUCAAGCAACCGGUCAUGUUAAUUUUCAAGAAUAUAGAUGAUACACUGUGAGGCAUUAACUUGUAUGUGUAGUAGUCUCGGUUGAUUUGGAUGAGUGUCUCUCUUGUUUAAAGCUGUAUUGCAUAUCUUCGACUUUUGUAUUUUAUAUUUAAACUUAAUAAUCUGCAUGCCUUGGAAUUGUUGUGGCAA